UAAAUCUAGUUGCUCUUGCAGAUAAUUUCAUUUAGCAUCAUGGCAGUAUGUCCAGAACUCAUCUUUAACACAGAUCAUGGAUAUUUGGAGGGUCUUGUUCGUGGGAUGAAAGCUGGGAUCCUGUCACAGACUGACUAUCAAAACCUGGCCCAAUGUGACACACUUGAAGAUCUGAAGCUGCAGCUGCAGAGCACAGACUAUGGUAAACUCCUGUCCUCAGCCGGUCAGGGUCUGUCUGUGUCUCUGAUGGACUCCAAACUCAAGGAAAAUCUCACCACUGAAUUCAGAUGUUUGCGCUCCAAUGCCCUGCCCCAGCUCUCAACCUUCAUGGACUAUAUCACCUACAGUUACAUGAUUGACAAUGUGGUGCUGUUAAUCACUGGGGCACUGAGGAAGAAGGAGGUAUCGGAGCUGUUGCCACGGUGUCACCCGCUGGGUGUCUUUGACCAAAUGGCUGCAGUGGGCAUCGCACGCACUCCCACUGAACUGUACUCUUCCAUCUUGGUCGACUCCCCUUUAGGUCAGUUUUUCCAGGAUGCUGUGACUGACAGCAGUCUGGAUGAGAUGGAGACAGAGAUCCUGAGAAACAAAUUGUAUAAGGCAUAUUUAGAGUCCUUCCAUGCAUUUUGCAAAAGCAUCGGUGGUCCCACUCAAGACGUUAUGUGUCCUGUUCUAGAGUUUGAAGCUGAUAGGAGAGCCUUCAUCAUCACAGUGAACUCCUUUGGAACAGAUCUGAGCAGUGCAGACAGACAUGCACUCUAUCCCACUUGUGGUAAGCUUCACCCUGAGGGGCUGCAGCUCCUGGCCAAAGCAGAGGACCCCAGUCAGGUCAAAUCUGUGGCAGAGUGUUAUCCAGAGUAUAAAGUGGUGUUUGAUGACCCUGAACCUGGAUCUGAUUACAAGACCUUAGAAGACAGAUUCUUCAAGCAGGAGGUGAAGCUGAAUGCACUGGCUUUCCUGCAACAGUUCCACUUCGGAGUAUUUUAUUCUUAUAUCAAACUAAAAGAGCAGGAGAUUCGGAACAUCAUAUGGAUCGCUGAGUGCAUCACACAGAGGCAAAAGUCAAAGAUUAACAGUUAUAUUCCCAUUUUCCAGUGAAAAUACAUGAUGCUUUCACAGUUAUUUUCACAAGAUGCUUUCACAGUUAUUGGCAGAACAUGAACAAGCAGUCCUAAAAAAACAAGUAACAGUAUAGUAUAAUAAUAUGAAAUUGUUUAUUAAGAAUGAUUCAGGCUUAACUUAUUGUUUAUUAAAGGUCCUAUAUUACACAGAAUGGAUUCUUGUGAGCUUCUCCUCAAAAACAUACCUGCACUUGUGUUUUGUUUCAUUCAUACAUGUUUGAGUAAUCCUGGUUUAUUAGUCUGUAGUCUCAAAAGCUCAAAAUGCUCUACUCCACCUUGUGGUGUCAUGAAACUGUAGUUUUGACGUUAACAGCUCCUUUUACGUUUAGUUCAGUAGAGACAGGAAAAUCCAGGGAUGAACUUUUCCAAAUGAUUCUAGCAAACCUGAAUGGAGUUUAAAAACAUAGUGGAGCACUUCCUUUAUUAGUGCGUGACAUCACAAAGUGGAACAGAGUGUUUACUGUUUAAGAGAAGAACUCAGCCUAAAUAUACAGGGUUUGCAUGUUAAACUAAACACAAGAUCAGAAAAUAUGGGCCCUUUAAGAACCACAUUAGCUUCUGCAACAGUGUCAGCUUCUCUUCCUGAGGCUAGUAACUACUUAUUUUAUACUCAUUUUGAGGUUAGGAGUUAGGGUAAUAAUGAAACAAGCCUGAAUCUUUCUUCAUAAACUAUUUCUUCAUUAUUAUUAUAAGUCAUUUGUAAAGGCUAUUCAGUUAAACGUGUCAUUGUUAUUAAGUGUUAUAGAGAUAAUAUAUGCUGGUGAAGAAUCCAGUGGCGUGAAAAAAGAGUCGUGUUUUUGCUAUCACCAAUGUCUAUCCCUGAAAUAACAAAGAAAUCAGUGAACAUGUUUCAGCUAGAGUCACAUAAGACAUAGUUCUGGGAAAAAUGAGCUAAAGGGACUCCACUGGCACAUGGACAGGAACUUACUGAGUUUCAUCCGCUAAUAUGAUAAAAUGUUGUAUAUUUAAGGCUUUUACUACAGUGGAAUGGAACUAGUACUAACUUACUGCCUGCUACUACUACUAUAGCUUUUCUGCUGCAUGCCAUUAGUACUAUAACCUCUAAAACUGAAGUCCACAUCAAUAUUAUCUAUAUGUAACUUGCAUCAUGUAGUGCAGUAAUUUAGGUUGUGGUGAUUCACAUAAAUA
Messenger RNA from Boleophthalmus pectinirostris (great blue-spotted mudskipper), 2270 nucleotides. RefSeq names its product V-type proton ATPase subunit d 1-like. The coding region runs from base 40 to 1098 and encodes 352 amino acids. The record is from RefSeq and is a predicted model, not a curated record. Gene Ontology annotation, biological process: vacuolar transport; vacuolar acidification; proton transmembrane transport. The transcript has 8 exons. Gene Ontology annotation, cellular component: plasma membrane proton-transporting V-type ATPase complex; early endosome; proton-transporting V-type ATPase, V0 domain. NCBI's taxonomy places the organism in Eukaryota, Metazoa, Chordata, Actinopteri, Gobiiformes, Gobiidae. Gene Ontology annotation, molecular function: proton-transporting ATPase activity, rotational mechanism.